Molecule: messenger RNA, 1215 nt
Organism: Penicillium angulare
Lineage: Eukaryota; Fungi; Ascomycota; Eurotiomycetes; Eurotiales; Aspergillaceae
Product: l-allo-threonine aldolase
Exons: 1
Coding region: 1-1215 (404 amino acids)
Biological process (GO): glycine biosynthetic process; L-threonine catabolic process
Cellular component (GO): cytosol
Molecular function (GO): L-allo-threonine aldolase activity
Source: RefSeq, a predicted model, not a curated record
AUGUCUCCUGCUAUGUCGUCUCUCAGGCGAGACGGCCCAACAUUGGCUUCCUCCACGCCAGACGGCUUCCAUGUACAAGCAUACCAAAAGAAGUCCCCCCUCAUCGAGGAAAAGGCAUUGAAUGCGAGUCAGACAGCGUGGGCUUCUCCUGGUCAAGCGGCGUACGACUUCCGCUCCGAUUAUGUUACUUCGCCGAACGCGGAUAUGCUUGCCUCUAUUAUCAACACGAGCCUAUUAGACGAUGUAAUGAAGGAAGACCCUACAACAAACAACUUUCAAGAAUUUAUUGCACGACUUACAGGACACGAAGAUUCCCUUGUGGUCAUGUCUGGAACAAUGGGUAAUCAGGUUGCUCUCCGAGCCGCCCUUCCGGCCCCACCGUACAGCAUUCUUUGUGACAGCCGAAGCCAUAUACUUGGAAUGGAGGCAGGAGGACCAGCCACAUUGUCGGCAGCGUUAUUAGAAGGCAUAAUUCCGUCCAAUGGUCAUCACCUUACUCUCGAGGAUGUGAAGAGUCACGCCACCCUCCGGGAAGAUGUUUACGACUGUCCAACGCGGAUUAUCAGUCUAGAAAAUACGCUUUCAGGGACCAUCAUGCCCCUAGCAGAUAUUGUUGCAAUUUCAAACUGGGCACGAAGUCAGAAUCCUCCCAUCCACAUGCACUUAGACGGUGCUCGCCUGUGGGAAGCUGUAGCUGCUGGAGCAGGCAGUCUGAUAGAGUACGCCUCAUCAUUUGACAGCGUGUCUCUUUGCUUCACAAAAGGGCUGGGUGCGCCGAUUGGGUCGGUUAUCGUAGGAAGUUCGACCUUCAUCAAGCGUGCUAGGUUGAUGCGAAAACUUCUUGGGGGAGGAAUCCGUGCAGCGGGUAUUGUGAGCGCUCCAGCAAGAGUUGCCGUUGAACAGAUCUUUCUUGGCGGGCGCCUUCGUGCUAGUCAAAAGACGGCAAAAAAACUCUCUGAGCUUUGGGCGAGUUUGGGAGGAAAACUACAGCAUCCAACGGAGACCAACAUGAUCUGGCUGGAUCUAGAUGCAGCUGGUAUUGAUAAAGAGGAUUUUGCGGAUCUUGCUGAAAAGGCAGGAGUAAAGACUAUGCGUGGUCGUUUACAAGGACGACUCAUAGUUCAUUAUCAAAUCUGCGACCAUGCCUUGGAGGCCUUGGCUGAUCUUUUCACGACAAUUCUAGUGAGGAAACAGGAGCACUGUCGUGGUAAAUAA